AUGCCUCUAUCAUUGAAUUUGCGUCUACGCUACGCCACCAAGUAUUUCUUCGGUGCUCGCAGACGGAAAAUUGCGCACUGUUUGAAACCGGGUGCAGAUAGACCUCCACCCAGGGUGCUUCCGACGGGUUUUUUGGGAGCUGCUUUCUCACCAGUGAAGGCCGAUAUUAAUGGCAAUGUUGUCAAAGUUCGUACCCGAUUUGAAAAGGAUCGAAUAGGUCAGCGCUACUUACAAGAUUUGAUUGAUAACGAUCUGAAGGAUCACGGUGGAAAUUUGGGAAUAGCCACAGAAGGUCUUUUGUGGUUGAAAAGAGGGCUUGAGUUUAUGCUGGAAAUGCUCACAUUGAUGGUGCAAGAGUACAGAUCUACAGCGGACAAAAGUAAAACGGAAAAUCUGGUCGGUGUCAUCAAUAGGGCGUACGAGAAAUCACUCAAACGACAUCAUGGGUUUAUGUCAAAGCAACUAUUCAAGCUAGUCAUUCAUGCUGCUCCCUAUCGCAGAACCAUACUGAAAGCCGUCGCUCUCGGAAAAGAUGGUUUAGACGACGUGUGCAUCGAGCUCAUAGCAAGUCAUUUAGAUAAUUUUCGUAUCAAUGUUGAUGUAUUAGUUAACUACUACCUUCUUAAAAAGCUUGAAACUCCUGCUUGCUAA
Cooperia oncophora is the source of this 651-nucleotide messenger RNA. Lineage: Eukaryota; Metazoa; Nematoda; Chromadorea; Rhabditida; Trichostrongylidae. The record is from the annotation of a GenBank genome assembly.